GUGUAGUGGGCUCAGUACUCAGUACCCACAUUGAUGUGACUAGUUUAUUAAAUUACAUUAAUAAAAUUAUGUUCUACUUCGUAGCAAAUGUCUUACUGAAUGCGGUAAAUUUAGUCAAGUUGCAAUAACUGUGAAGUGCCAAUUUAUAGUUUUAACUUAGGUUAUGGAUGAAGAAACAUUAAACAGGAUGGCAGCAGAGGCCCUUCUGGCAGAAGCUGAAAUCAGAGCUAGGAGAGCAGCCGUAAUAGGCCCAAGCGGCUGGAUUAAAAAAAAAGAGUCGAUAAACAAGAGGUUUUUGCAUUCAACAUUAAGAAAUGCAGUGCAAUCCAACAAACGCAAAUCAUCGCAGAGUACAAACAGUCCUUGUCAACAAGAAAGGGCAAACAAAAAAUAAUUAUGGGUUGUCAAUUUCUCAGCUUCAAUCGUAUGUACCUAAUGUAUGAAAGUGGUUAUUUUAAAGCGUGACGCUCUAUACCUACUCAUUUUGAAGAUUAUUCGUAUUCGUUUGUUUAGUUCGACUUGUUAUAUAUAUAUAUACUUGGUAUUACAUUGAUGUAAAUUAUAAGUAUGUAAAUUGUGUAUAAUACACGUAUAAUAUACAUCUAUGUAACCAGCAUUGUUACUAGAAUAACAUGAAAAAGAGUGUAGCAAAGAUGAAAAAUGUAUAUUUUGUUUAAAAAAAAAAUCUUCAUAUUACGUUAUGAUAUUCUAGUAGUACUAACUUUUGAGUGAAAGCAGAAGUUUAGGAGGAUGCAAGAUUGAGGUUUGAAAUAAGUUAUAGGGUGCACCAAUAAAAGUGGAAAAUCAUGCCUUUUUGUAACUUAGGAUUUUAAGCCCUGGUAAAAUAUAAAGACACAAGUAAAAUUCUUCAAUUUUUUCACUUUCGUAUUGAAGAAAAAGUGAACCAACUAAGCCGCAAAAUAAAUCGAAUUACUUGAA
Molecule: messenger RNA, 939 nt
Organism: Copidosoma floridanum
Lineage: Eukaryota; Metazoa; Arthropoda; Insecta; Hymenoptera; Encyrtidae
Product: protein POLR1D
Source: RefSeq, a predicted model, not a curated record